Messenger RNA from Cercocebus atys (sooty mangabey), 3505 nucleotides. It is a transcript of the gene CCDC90B, whose product is annotated as coiled-coil domain containing 90B. Bases 1025 to 1666 code for a protein of 213 amino acids. Gene Ontology annotation, cellular component: mitochondrion. The transcript is spliced from 8 exons. NCBI's taxonomy places the organism in Eukaryota, Metazoa, Chordata, Mammalia, Primates, Cercopithecidae. The record is from RefSeq and is a predicted model, not a curated record.
AGGAUUACAGGUGUGAGCCACCACUCCUGGCCAUCCUAAUGUUUUAAAUAGCGAUUUAUAUUUCCUCUUCAUGAAUUGUCUGUUAAAGCACUUGUGGGCGGAAAUUAAGUUUUGUUCUUCUUUCAGUGUGCUUCGGGCCUUAGAAAUGGUGUUUGUUACGUAGCUCUCACAAAGCUUUGAAUACAUAUAGAUAGAAACCUAGCCGUAAUUGUUUAGAAUCUUGCGAGAAUACGCCACUGCAACCGCACAACUGUGUGCCAUUUUAGGAUUUACCGAGAAUAUUCAUGAGUAUUGGUGCAUUUUAAUACAACUACUGUGCAUUGUUGCUUUCAGCAUUUUACUAUGCGGAGCAAAGUCUUGAGUGAGGUCUGGGAAAGAUAAAUGGUGAAAAUUUAAGAAAUUUCUCGCAGAAACGGAGGAAUUCAUCUUCCCUAAAGAAAGGAUAAACCGACUAAAAUUAGUUGGUCCUCCCGUGCACCAGACGGCGAAGCAGCAGGAUGUGACGCUGCACGGUAAGUGAGCGACUCGCUGGACUACACUUCCCAGAAGGUUUCUUUGGCCUCCGCACUACGCAAUCACCCAGAAUGCUCAGCGGCCGAGAACUUCAGGUCCCAGACUGCUGUGCGGCUAAAUACGACUCCAUCUCCCCCGACCCAAGCGCUUAAUGGCCGCUGGCAAUCUUGGGGGAGCCAGCUGUUGGACUAUGCCCCGCUGCCAGGAAACAGGCGCCAGAAGGUUCUCCAACAAGAUCCCGCCUUCCUAAGACGGUAAAGGCGUUCACAGGUCGGGAAGGGGCGGUGGGAGUAGCGGGACAGCGCUGAGCAUUGCUCGUGAACUGUGGGUCGGCCUGCGAAGAGGCCCAGUUUCGUGGCACCACUGUGGCGCCCGCACUGGAAGGUUGUCUUGUGACCGAGCGAAAACUACAAUUCCCAGCAUUCCUGCGGUGCCAGAACUACCUUGCCCGAAAGCCUGUGCGAGAUUUACCCCGUCUUCCGCCUCCCGCCCGCCGGAAAACUCUGAGGCCAUGAAUAGUCGCCAGGCUUGGCGGCUCUUGCUCUCCCAAGGCAGAGGGGAUCGUUGGGUUUCAAGCCCCCGCAGGCAUUUCUCGCCGGCCCUGCGGAGAGACUUCUUCACCACCACAACCAAGGAGGGAUAUGAUAGGCGGCCAGUGGAUAUAACUCCUUUAGAACAAAGGAAAUUAACUUUUGAUACCCAUGCAUUAGUUCAGGACUUGGAAACUCAUGGAUUUGACAAAACACAAGCAGAAACAAUUGUAUCAGCAUUAACUACUUUAUCAAAUGUCAGCCUGGAUACUAUCUAUAAAGAGAUGGUCACUCAAGCUCAACAGGAAAUAACAGUACAACAGCUAAUGGCUCAUUUGGAUUCUAUCAGGAAAGACAUGGUCAUCCUAGAGAAAAGUGAAUUCGCAAAUCUGAGAGCAGAGAAUGAGAAAAUGAAAAUUGAAUUAGACCAAGUUAAGCAACAACUAAUGCAUGAAACCAGUCGAAUCAGAGCAGAUAAUAAACUGGAUAUCAACCUAGAAAGGAGCAGAGUAACAGAUAUGUUUACAGAUCAAGAAAAGCAACUUAUGGAAACAACUACAGAAUUUACAAAAAAGGUAAGACUGUCAGAGAAAAAAAUUGCCGCCAUCUCAUUUUCCUGUUAGUUCCUACCUACCAAGGUAACUGAGCUGGCACAGGAGAAAAAGGAGGAGCUAUAAAACACGGCUCCUUUAUUGCUUGGUCCCCUGUAGUGCUUAAAGAAGGUUCUAGUCUCAGGAUAUUUUUUGGAUUAUUGGGUUUUUUUUUUUUUUUAAUACUUCUAAUUUUUAUUAUAGCAGAUUCCAAAUUAGACACAGCCAAAGGAAGGAACAUAUAGGAUGUAGUAUGGGACAGUUCUAAAUGUUAAGCUGCUUUCGUCCUCACAGAUAGAUGUGUUACCCUUCAGAAUAUAAGUUUAGCAGGCAAUUCUGCAGCUUACUAAUAGAAAAAGCAUGUGGAUAUAAAAGAAAUAUAUAAACACAAGCACAAAAAUCAUAGAAGGAUAAACUCUGUAUUCUACAGUGAAAAAACAAAAUGAAAAUUUUCUUUGUAUUGCUUAUGUUCUUCCAUAAAGAUUUGAAUGAGGUUAGAGAAAAAAGAUCAAAAAAGUAGAUAUAAGCCCAUUAAAAACCUGGAGGAGGGGGAGAUGACCUUACCUUAAAUCAACUGAUUCAGCACAGAUACUACCCCAAAAUUAGAUUAUUUGUCACAUACUGAGCUCCUCAAGUACCAUUUGACCUGACCCAAUUACAGGGCCCAGCCCAGUGAUUUAGAAAGAAUGCCCUAGUCAACUAUUACUUGUCUUUUUUCUUUCCUUUUAUAAAAAGUAAUGUAUUUUCAUUAUAAACUAUUCACAGAAUUCAAAAGCAGUAAAAGUGAAAGCACCUCCCUAUGUAUAUUUACUAUUAGUAGUAAACAUUUUCUAGUCUUUUUCUUCUAUAUAUAAACAUCUUAUAUACUUUAUAAAAAUAAUUAGAUCACGUAUUUUUUAUAGUCUACAACUUUUAAAAAUUUGACCAAAUGUCCUAUUUCUUUCCACAUCAAUACACACAGACAUCUUUUUAUUAGAAAGCACAGUAUUCCCUAUAUGAAAAUGCCACAAUUUAUAUAUCCAGUCCUCUAUUAACAGGCAUUCUCCCUCCAGUUUUUCAUUAUUAAGGACAAUACUGUAUUGAACAGCCAUAUAUAUGUGUUACGUUUGAGUAAAUAUACAUACACACACACAUAUCUUUGUACCCCCAUGCUAGUAUUUCUAUAUAACAACUUGCUAUGUACAUUUAAAUUUUGGGGUCAAAAAGAUAUGCAAAUUUAAAAUGUUUGAUAUUAACAAAUUGCUGUCUAAAAGAAAACUGCUGGUUUAUACUCUUAGUCAUUUUCUGGGCAGUCACCACUGAUGUUGAGGUGCCAGCAGGGUUGAAGAUGGAGCCCCCAGCCAUCAGCUGAACCAUGGAAGGGGCACAAGUAAAAUAGCCUACCUACAAGCAUAAUUGGAAUCAGAACUUACUGUUUACAUCUGUGAAUGUGUGCCUCAAUUUCUCAUACCAGCUUUCUCCAUAAGUUGGAAACAUUAGCACCUAGACUCUUUUAUCAUUCCACUUUAACUAAUCAGGAGAGAUUGCCCUCUUUGCUUAGUUCCAAUUUGUGAAAUCCUCAGAAAGAAGUCUGAAUGGUUCAUCCUGGGUCAGACACCACCUUUUGAUCCAGAACACUGCCACCAAGGAAUAAUAGCAAUUUCCAUUUAAUCUAUGUAGAUAAUGUGGCAGAUUUUGCUCUUGGCAGAUAAAUAAUGAAAGCUAAUGUUUACAGAGUGCUUAAAAUGUACCAGGCACAUGCUCACCUAAGCAUUUUACAUAUAUGUAGAAUGUCUCCCUAGACAGGGUAUAGAGGAUAAACAGCAAACUUAAAUAAUUUGGAGAUGGCUCCGUAGUUACUACAACAACAGCCAUGAGAAAUAAAAGCUGAAA